Messenger RNA from Cucurbita pepo subsp. pepo (vegetable marrow), 4941 nucleotides. RefSeq names its product Transducin family protein / WD-40 repeat family protein. Gene Ontology annotation, cellular component: cytoplasm. The record is from RefSeq and is a predicted model, not a curated record. Gene Ontology annotation, molecular function: protein binding. Gene Ontology annotation, biological process: tRNA methylation. NCBI's taxonomy places the organism in Eukaryota, Viridiplantae, Streptophyta, Magnoliopsida, Cucurbitales, Cucurbitaceae.
GCUCAAAUAUUCCGGCUGAAAAUCGCCAUACUUUCCGACCGAUUCACCUCUGACGAAUCCUACCGGAAUCUCAAUAUCUGACACUAACAGCCGCAAGACGUAGCUGCCAUGGCGGUGGAGGAAGAGCAGACCGAGUGGCAUUUGCAUAGCGGACAAUACCUUGGAGAAAUCUCAGCUCUAUGCUUUCUCCAUUUACCUCCUCAAAUCUCCUCUCUUCCAAUUCUCCUCGCAGGCUCGGGUUCGGAGGUGCUGGCGUAUAACUUGGAAUCUGGAAAUAUGAUAGAAUCGUUUCGAGUAUUUGAAGGGAUUCGUGUUCAUGGGAUUUCAUCAAUGUCUUUGAGUUUCAGUGGAGCAUCGUCUUGUACCAAGCUUGAUUUCGUACUAGUUGUUUUCGGUGAAAAACGAGUUAAGUUAUAUCGUGUUAGCGUUGAAAUGGUUGCUGAAGUUUGUGUCGAUUUGGUUCCGUUAUGUUCUUUGCCGAGGUUCAAUCAUUGGGUCUUGGAUGCUUGCUUCUUGAAGAGCCGUGACUCUUCUUCCUCGGCAGGUAGUGAUAGCUGCGGCUAUAUAGCCAUUGGAUGCAGUGAUAACUCUGUUCAUGUUUGGGAUACUUGUGAAUCUAGAAUGAUUCUUGAAGUUGAAUCACCAGAGAGUUGCCUCUUGUACUCAAUGCGGUUGUGGGGUGAUGCCAUUGAAACUCUUCGAGUUGCAUCUGGUACUAUUUUUAACGAGAUAAUUGUUUGGGAAGUGGUUCCUUCAGAAGGUACUCUGAAAGAUUGUGAUGAAAAGAGUAAUGACAUUCAAUUUGACCAUUUGAAAUAUGAGGCUAUGCAUAUUAGUAGGCUUGUGGGACACGAGGGUUCGAUCUUUCGCAUUACUUGGUCCUCUGAUGGAUCCAAACUGGUUUCUGUUUCUGAUGAUCGUAGUGCUCGCAUUUGGAGGCUUAAUGCAAAAAGGAGUGAGGCAGAUAAACCUGAGGACGUUAUUGUUCUGUUUGGCCACAAUGCUAGAGUUUGGGACUGCUGUAUCUAUAAUUCUUUGAUAAUCACUGCUGGUGAGGAUUGUACAUGUCGCGCUUGGGGAUUAGAUGGAAAACAGCUGGAAAUGAUAAAGGAGCAUAUAGGGAGAGGUGUAUGGAGAUGUUUGUAUGAUCCAAUGUCCUCUCUUCUUAUUACUGCUGGCUUUGAUUCUUCUAUUAAAGUGCAUCAGCUAAACAUAUCUUUAUCCGGGACCUCCAAUGACCCUGUGGAAAUUACUAGCAGUAGUAUGAAAAGAGAGUUUUUCACUAGUUGUAUUCCAAAAUCAUUGGAUCAUAAUGGACUUAUGGACAGCAAAAGUGAGUAUGUGCGCUGCUUAUGGUUUUCGUCUGAAUUUACACUCUAUGUUGCUACCAACCGUGGUUAUUUGUAUCAUGCUACAUUAUCUGAUGCCAUGGAUGUAAAGUGGACUAAAGUUAUUCAUAUUAAUGAAGAGGUUCCAAUUGUUUGCAUGGAUUUAUUUCCCUCAAGUCCAUCUAGAGUUUCCUGUGAAGCUGAUGAUUGGGUUGCUCUUGGAGAUGGUCAAGGAAGAAUGACGGUUUUAAGAGUUCUAGGAAAUUCAAAUGCCCCUAAACUUCAUCUCUCGUUUAAUUGGUCCGCUGAAGCAGAGAGACAGCUUUUAGGAACCUUUUGGUGCAAGUCACUUGGAUUCAGGUACAUCUUCACUGCUGAUCCUAGAGGAGUAUUGAAACUCUGGAGGUUAAAUGAUCAUGUACCAGAUUCUCAGAAUGGCGAAAAUUGUAAUGUAUCUCUCAUUGCAAAAUACGUAUCAUGCUUUGGCUUGAGGAUUAUGUGUUUGGAUGCGUCAUUUGAGGAAGAGAUUGUGGUGUGUGGUGAUGUACGUGGUAAUCUUACUCUAUUCCCUUUAUCGAAGGACUUAUCACUUGAUAAUCCAAUAACAACAGAAGUAAAGAUAAUUCCAACCUGUUACUUCAAAGGAGCUCAUGGUAUAUCAACUGUGACCAGUGUUGUGAUCAGAUUGGACUCAUGCCAAACAGAAAUACACUCAACUGGUGCAGAUGGAUGCAUAUGUCAUAUGGAAUAUGUGAAACUCAAAGACCAGAAACUUUUGGAGUUCAUAGGGAUGAAGCAAGUCAGAGAGUUGACUUCAGUGCAAUCUCUCUUCUAUGAUCAAAAUUCUUUUCUUGAUUUGACAAGCAAUCUUUAUGCAAUUGGCUUUGCAUCCACAGAUUUCCUUAUAUGGAACUUAAUCACUGAAUCAAAGGUAUUGCAAAUACAAUGUGGUGGAUGGCGGCGUCCUUAUUCUCAUUAUCUUGGUGAUGUACCAGAACUCAAGAACUGUUUUGCAUAUGUCAAGGAUGAAAUUAUCUAUAUCCAUAGAUAUUGGGUUUCAGACGGUGGGAAAAAAAUAUUUCCUCAAAAUUUGCACGUACAAUUCCAUGGCAGAGAGCUGCAUUCUUUACGUUUUAUACCUGAAGACGUUGAACCUAAAGCUGAUAACAAGCAUGACAUCUUAUCCAGAUCUAGCUGGAUUGUAACUGGUUGUGAAGAUGGGACUGUGAGGUUGACUAGGUAUACUCCUAGCACCAAUAAUUGGUCUGCUUCAAAUUUACUUGGAGAGCAUGUUGGUGGAUCAGCUGUGAGAUCCAUAUGCUACAUAUCAAAAGUACACUUGAUUUCGUCAGAUGGAACCAUUAUGCCUGAUGUUAAAGAUAUACAAGAAUCUGACCCAGACUUGACAGAAAAUCCUGUUUUACUAAUUUCAGCUGGUGCGAAGCGAGUAUUAACUUCUUGGCUACAGAAGCAUAGGAAACUAGAGAAAAUGGAAGGAACAAGUGCUUGUUUACGACAGAAUGAAGAAGUUAGAAAUGAGCCCUCUAGAUUGGCAUCGUCUAUUUCCUUCAAGUGGCUUUCUACUGAUAUGCCAACCAAGCGUUCAAGUUCUCAUAGAAAUUCAUACAAUAUAAGGGAAGAUGCUGAAUCCAAUUUACUUCAAGAAAAAGAGGAGUUGAGCCUUAAAUCUUGUCCUGUAGAAAAAUAUGAAGAUGAUUGGAGAUACUUGGCAGUUACUGGAUUUCUUGUUAAACAUUUUAAUUCAAGGAUUACUGUCUGUUUCAUCGUUGUUGCAUGUUCAGAUGCCACGCUUUCACUCCGAGCUCUAAUUUUACCUAAUCGAUUAUGGUUUGAUGUUGCUUCACUGGUUCCUGUAGGAUCACCAGUUUUGACGCUACAGCACGUAGUUGUUCCAAAAUUUCACCCUAAUGGAGCUGGACAAACUCUAUUUGGGAAUGUUUAUAUCGUCAUUAGUGGAGCCACUGAUGGAAGUAUUGCAUUUUGGGAUCUGACUGGAAAUAUUGAAGCAUUCAUGAAGCGUCUCUCUUCUCUUCAUCAGGAAAUGUUCAUUGAUUUUCAGAAACGGCCUCGUACAGGAAGAGGAAGUCAGGGUGGCAGGUGGCGGAGAUCUUUAAGUACUGUGACCCAAGGUCAAUCAAGCAAAGAUUUGAUUACUAAGAAAGAUGGAGACGAUACCAUCUUAAGUAUACAAAAUCAAGUUCCUUGCAAAGGCUCAUCCAAAGCGGACAUAUCUGAAGCCGAUACAGUUUGCUCAGAACCUGUUUGUUGUGCUUCUUCUGAACUAGUUCUAACUUCCGACAAUUCUUCCUCUAAGAUGAGUGAAAUACGGCCAAUUCAUGUUCUAACCAAUGUCCAUCAAUCUGGCGUGAAUUGUCUCCAUGUAGCGGCUGUAAACAGUGCUGAAUGUGUUAAUAAUUGUUUCUUGUACCAUGUGAUCAGUGGUGGUGACGAUCAAGCACUUCAAUGUCUUACAUUUGAUUUGUCAUUUCUCUCUGAAAGCCCUAUUUCUGAAAUAAUGGAAUCUGAAUCUGAAAGUAUGAAGAGGUUCAUUCUUCACAGUGAAGACUGUAAUCGUAAAUAUAUGGUUAGGUUCCUCAGGUCUCACAAAAUUGCAUCAGCUCACAGUUCUGCUAUAAAAGGUGUCUGGACAGAUGGGAUUUGGGUGUUUUCUACUGGUCUUGAUCAGAGGAUCAGGUGUUGGAAACUUGAGGCCCAGGGGAAAUUGGUUGAGUAUACAUACUUGAUCAUUACUGUGCCAGAACCGGAGGCCAUUGAUGCUAGAGCCUGUGACAAGAACCAUUAUCAAAUUGCUGUAGCUGGAAGAGGCAUGCAAGUUGUUGUGUUUUCUACAUCCUUUGAUACUGGCAGAAGAUGAAGAUGUGAAAUAAUCUUGACAUGUGAUAGCUUGCGAAUUCAAUUACGGGGGAACAUAUUCUCUUACAGGACAAUAAUACAUACCCCUUAGCAAGGUACUCCCCACCAUCAGAAAGACUCUUAGCCCACAUGAUCCAACUAAAUCUGUACCCCUUGUGCCUGGCCUGUACUCUUUUGUACAUUUUUCAGCCAAUAGCUGACAGCCACCUGUUCUAUUACUCGACCAGCUAUGCGCUUCCAGCCCAUUCCUUUUCCUUCAAGAGUUGUUAUUCAGUGGGGGCCCUUCACCCGUCUCUGUCUUUCUUCCCUUGAUUAUUCUAUGGCCUUAAAUGAAUCUUAAUGGGGCCUAUCGACAUGGUUUUUCAUCUCUCCAUACUGAGGAUUCUGCAUAUGGUCUCUUUUCAUAACGGUAACAGUAGUCUGACCUUAGAGAAAAGACUAGAAAAAAUUUCUCUGUGCUUUAGUAUCAUUAAGUUAUUUGUAGCUCAAUGUUGAGUUCGAGUAUAGUAUGACUCCAAAUAGUUACACAGCUAAGAGAAUUUGACUAAUAGGUUUUUAUCCCUUUUGUCAUAUUUGCCAUGUUCAUGGAGAAUGAUAAGAUGCACGUUCAACUUUGAGCUGCAUAUGGCUUUUCACUUCAAUUUACUGCUGUUCUGUAUAAACGAUUUAUAGUUUUUUCUGUACUUUCAAGGGAUCAAUAAAGCAGCAAUUUGCGCAA